AUGUACCUCACCUAUCUACUAUCAUUAUUUCACAUUUGUGUUCUAGUCACCGCCAGAGCCCAAGCAGAUGAAUACACAAAUGAUCCAAACAUCUACGAGUUGACGGCUUCUAAUUUUGAUAAAGUGAUACACGGCAGCAACUACACCUCAAUUGUCAAAUUUUAUGCACCUUGGUGUGGAUAUUGUCAACAGUUGAAACCUGUAUGGAGAAAGUUGGGGAAAGCCAUAGGCAAGGAUUCUAAAUUAAGUGUCAAUGUAGCUGCGGUAAACUGCGAUAAAGAUUACAAUAAACCACUUUGCGCCCGGCAUCAAAUCAGUGGAUUUCCCACGGUCAUGGUAUUUAGACCACCAAAGUAUGACCAAACAAAGGCAAAUAGUGGCAAGAAGCUGAGACAUGCUAGUGAGGCUUAUAAUGGACAGCGGACAGUCAAGGCGAUGCUGCAGUUCUUGGGCUCCAGGUUGAAAAACUAUGUUAAAAAAGUGCAUAAUUUGGAUAAUGACUUGGUUAAGUGGAUCAGUGAGGAAUCUGGCAGAGGAAAAGUGCUUCUCAUUGCAAAGUCUAAUCUGAUUAGCCCAUUGUUGAAAUCGUUGGCAAUUGAUUUUCUAACUAAAGUGGAUUUUGCAAUGUAUGGGAAGUAUAACGAAGGGAUCAAGACAAUUGAAAUUGACGGAAAACAAGUGGAUAUUCCAAAGGCAGAUUCAUCGACUUUGCUCUAUUUUGAUAAACAAAAAGACAAGUUUAUAGUCUACGAUUCGACGGAGAAGUUAGAUGACAAAAGUCAAAUAUCCAAUUGGAUCACUGCUGUUUCCAAAAUCGACCCUGUUGAAGGGCCAUUAUCCAAACGAGGUAAGAAGUUGUUAAAGUACAAAUCUAAAAAGAAAAUCGAACACGAUGAAUUGUAA
Lodderomyces margitis is the source of this 903-nucleotide messenger RNA. Its product is annotated as protein disulfide isomerase. The transcript has a single exon. Gene Ontology annotation, cellular component: endoplasmic reticulum lumen. The record is from RefSeq and is a predicted model, not a curated record. NCBI's taxonomy places the organism in Eukaryota, Fungi, Ascomycota, Pichiomycetes, Serinales, Debaryomycetaceae. The coding region runs from base 1 to 903 and encodes 300 amino acids. Gene Ontology annotation, molecular function: protein disulfide isomerase activity; protein-disulfide reductase activity. Gene Ontology annotation, biological process: response to endoplasmic reticulum stress.